GACAAAGUCAAUGACCGGUUAUUCGACUGGCAGCAGCUCUUGCAACGUCGCAAGAGCUACCAUGAGGUUCUUUCCUUCUCGCACUUCCUCCCUCGAGUGGAGGCUAAUCCUGAGAAGAGAUACCUCAGUUAUCCCAACCUUGCCAAAGGCAUUGGGUCCAGCUACCUGCGAAAACGCGUGGAGGAGCUGAAGCCCGAUGUUCAUGUUUUUGGGCAUACACACUUCGGCUGGGAUCUGGUGGUGGACGGAAUUCGGUACGUGCAGGCUCCGUUGGCGAUGUCCUCUGAACGGAGCUCUCGUGGCACCACCGUGUCACUGGGCGACUUCCCAGAGGGCAAGUCCACUCCACAUCCAUUCCUGGUCUGGCACUCCCGCAGCGGCUGGGUUCCUCGAGGUCGCGGAGCAUGGUCAGCUUACGUGGAGCGAUAUGGUCGGCGUCCAGAUGUCACGUCUUUAAUACCAUCCUAUGUGGCAGAUUGCGGCCUUGUGCCCAUUAGUAGCAUCUCCGGUGCCAAAGCGAGGGUGGGAUGGCUGCCUGGCAGGAUGCCUGUUUGGCUUUUUGGUCCACGAGAGCAAAGAAUUCGCGAGGCGGCUGCAGAAGCCCAGAAGGUUGCAGAGCGCCUCAGAAAAGAAGCUGCCGGGACGUUCAAGCGCGCCGGGACCAUCAAACAUCGAAAGCAACAGUUAGGAUCCGAUGAGCCGCUCCCAAUUGAGGCAGCCGAGGUUGCCAUCCUUCUGCAGAAGGGUGAAGUUGCAGUCCUGGACGUGCGGGAGGGUGACAUCAGAAGCCGGCCUGCCGGCUGCGUGCCUCUGUCGCACCCAUCAGAGACAAGCAAUUUUGCAGCGCUGCCGGAUGCGGAGCUUCUUGAGCUCAGCGAGCAGAUGAUGCUGGGAACAGGGCCAAGAAUCCUUGUUGGAGACUCAAGCUCGCCGGCUAGCUGCCGGCAUGCAGCACUGCUGCUGGCUGCGCUUCUUCGCUUAUGGCCCAGGCGCGUGACGAGUCCCAGGUCCCAGAGUAGAUGUUCUCAGGGGCCGGUUAUCAGUGAUCAGUUAUUCGGGCAGCGGGUGAGAACAUGUAAGAACCGGGAAGCACCCACCCGCCCAUGCCCCGAACAAGGUUUCGUGUUUCUUCUUGUGAGUCAUUCAAGGGAUUCUGCAGUUUGA
This is a messenger RNA of Symbiodinium pilosum, 1164 nucleotides long. Lineage: Eukaryota; Dinophyceae; Suessiales; Symbiodiniaceae. The record is from the annotation of a GenBank genome assembly.